This is a messenger RNA of Cuscuta epithymum, 1306 nucleotides long. The record is from the annotation of a GenBank genome assembly. Lineage: Eukaryota; Viridiplantae; Streptophyta; Magnoliopsida; Solanales; Convolvulaceae.
AAGGACGGGGACCAAACUACAAUUGUCCAUUCAUUCAUUUCUUGGAGAGAAAUUCAUUCUUCUUUUCUAUCGUUCGUUUUAUUUAUACGACAGACAGCUCUCUUCUCCAUCUCCGAGUUAAAACCCUAGCUAAAUCUCCCUUUCUCUACCAACUACCAUGGGUAGCCAGCAAGCUGUUUCAUUCCUCACAAACAUUGCCCGCGCCGCCUUCAGUCUUGGAGUAGGCGCGACGGUUCUCAAUUCUUCGAUGUACACUGUCGACGGCGGCCAACGCGCCGUGCUUUUUGAUCGAUUUCGUGGAGUGAUCGACCAGACCGUCGGCGAGGGGACUCACUUUCUUGUACCCUGGCUUCAGAAGCCGUUCAUCUUUGAUAUACGCACCAGGCCCCACACGUUCUCAUCCGUCUCAGGAACCAAGGAUUUGCAAAUGGUGAACCUUACCCUGCGGGUUCUCUCUCGCCCUGAGGUCUCUCGCCUUUCUGAAAUUUUCAAAACUCUAGGUCUGGAGUACGACGAGAAGGUUCUCCCUUCCAUUGGAAACGAGGUUUUAAAAGCUGUCGUCGCGCAGUUCAAUGCGGACCAGCUGCUCACUGAACGUCCCCAGGUUUCUGCUUUGGUCAGAGAGAGCUUAAUCCGAAGGGCCAAAGACUUCAACAUUGAAUUGGAUGAUGUUGCCAUAACCCACUUGUCAUAUGGCCCGGAGUUCUCAAAGGCCGUAGAGCAGAAGCAGGUGGCACAACAGGAAGCUGAGCGGUCUAAAUUCAUUGUGAUGAAGGCUGAGCAGGAGCGCAGGGCUGCCAUUGUUCGUGCUGAGGGUGAGAGUGAGUCUGCUAAGUUGAUUUCGGAUGCUACUGCUGCAGCUGGUUCAGGGUUAAUAGAGCUUAGAAGGAUUGAGGCCUCUAAGGAGAUUGCAUCAACCCUGGCUAAGAGUCCUAAUAUUCAGUACUUACCUAAAAACAAUAAUUUGCUUCUUGGGCUCAGCCGUUGAGCAGUGAACUUACAAAGGGAGGGAGGGGUGCACUGUUGCUUGCUAUCUCCAGCCAGACAAGAGUGCUUGUUUCUAUUGCAGCUAGUUUGAGUCAUCAGUAUGAGAGAGAACACUGGGUAGUACUUAGUCUGAACAUCUCCAUUGUCUUCCUACAUGUUCUUCAUUUUGUUGCAGUUGGAUUGAUGGUCAUUUUCUCUUAUUUGCAAAAACAAGAUCAGCUAGUUGUGAACAACUCUUACAAUCACUAUUAAAAAAGUGGUCGAUUCACCAACUAAGUUUUCUUACUUUGAGAGCUUGGAGCAUAUUUUACUGCUUUAA